AUGGCCUACCGAGAAACGUCUCGAGUCUACCAUGACGACGACUUUUACGAUGAAGAUGCCUACCGAACCACCACCGUUCGUCGGUACAAGGUGACGCCGAGCAGAGUCGGUCGCGUCGAUGCUGACGAUGAUGACCGCCGCUCCCACUAUUCCUCUUACCCUGCCCGAAACUCUGGCGACCUUUUGCCCCUAGACACCCGCGACCGCGACCGCGACCGUGCUUACGCUCCCGAUCGACCCCGCUCUGCAUUUGAGCCUCGGGAUGACCUCGAUCGGUUGCGCGACAGAGACCGUGACAGCUUCCGAGAUGGCCGGACAGUAGUCUACGAACGGGAGCGCGAGGUCGAGCGCGAGAGGGACCCGCACUCUGCUCGUGAUUGGGAUCGCCGUUCCCAUGCACCAUGGGAUAGCCAAGACGCAGAGACGGAGGUGCGUGUCGACAAGCGCGUCGAGCGUCGGGAUGAUGGCGAGAUCAAGGUCGAAAGACGCAUCGAGGAGCGCCGUGAAGACCAUACAGGUCACGGCGGCCCUGAGAUCGAGAGAUACCGAAAGGAAACCGAAUACUACGCCCCUCUGAGCCCGCCACCUGUUCCCCAGGCACCUGUUGUCAUUCAGCGCCCCGCACCCGAGCCGCAGAAAAUUAUCGUUCAAGAGGCGGCACCACCUGCGCCUGUCAUCCUGCAACAACGCGAGAACCCCGGCGUCAUGGUGGUCCGUGAGCGGGAGCAACCGCGUGAAAUAGCCCGCCGGGAACCUCGCGAUGACGAGUACUACUAUCGUCGUGAGACCAGAGACCUUGGCCCCUACCGCCGCGACGAGCGAGAGUACGCUUUGGAACGACGGGACCACCGCGACCGUGAAUAUGACAGGGGCUACGGGAGCGGCGACGAGGAGUACUGGGUCAGGAGGAAAACCAUUAUCAAGGAGCGCUCACCGAGCCCAGACACUCACCGCCGCCAUCUCGCAGGAGGCGCCUUGGCUGGUGCUGGAGUCGCUGCCCUCUUGGCUAGUCGACGCGACGAUCACGGCGAGAUCGCCCCGAACCGUGGUCGCAAGGUCCUGGCGGGCGCCGCUCUGGGAGGUCUUGGCACCGAAGUCUUCAAACGAGCACGCAGCGCGUUUGACGAGCGAUAUGGCGACAAUCGAUCCCGCUCUCGCCAUCGUCAUGAAGACAGAUAUGACCCACGAUACGACGACCCGCGAUAUGACGACCGCCGGUACGAUGAUCGACGAUAUGAUGACCGUUAUCGGUCGCGGAGCAGAUCAUCCUCCCGAUCCAAGAUCAAGACGGGCCUAGGCGUCGCCGCCGCCGCCCUGGCCAUUGCAGGUGCUGCUAAGUACUACCAAAACCAGAAAAUUGACAAAGAAGAGGCGAGUCGCGGACGUAGCCGGACACGUAACCGCAGCUACUCGUCUUCCAGAUCACGAAGCGCGCGCAAAAAGAGCCGCAGCAAGUCCGUUGCCAAGGCGGCAGCUGCCACUGCUGCUGCGACUGGUUUGAUCCAGCACUUCCGCAACAAGUCGGGCUCGCGAAGCAGGUCACGGUCCAAAUCUCGAAUCCGGCAAGGCGCAGAGGUCGUCGCUGCAGGUCUCGCAGGUGGCGCCGCGAGCAAGCUGUGGCACAGUCGCAAGGAUAAGAAGGAGGCUAAGGAACGGGAGCUGAGCGAUGAAGAGUACGAAGAAGAGCAACGUCGUCGAGACCGAGCCGCUCGACGUCUGGUUGAGUACGGCACCGACCCACUCCCUCCUUCGCAGCCCCCGUACCCGACCAACGAUUACGGCUACGAGUCGGCUUCGAGCCAGCGGAGGCGGCGACGCUCACGAGGUCGCGGUGCCGACGAUUAUUCCCCUUCCGGAUCGGAUAAGGGUAAGAAGCGAAGCCGCAGCCGGAUAAGAGACAUGGCGGCAGCCGCUGUCGGUACAGGCGCCGCGGCCAUCGGCAUUAAGGAGUACAAGAAGAAGAAGGAUGCGGAGAAGGAGAGGGAGGAUGAAGCCGCUCGCAGGGCGCGAGAAAGGUCUCUGUCUCGUGACUACUCUCGAGACCGCUCACGAAGGCGAGACGAAGAUCGCAGACGUUACGAAGAAGAAUCGAACCCCAAUCCUCACUAUGACGACUACAGCCGUCCGCCAUCUCCACCACAUGCUUCAGGUGGUGCCUACUACCCUCCGCCCACUGGAUCUGGGUUUUCUCAAAACCAGUCUGUCAAUGACCCGUACCCGCCUUACAGCCCUCACGCGUACACUGGAUUCCCGCCUCCACAGCCGGGCGGGCCACCGACUGCUUCAGGAGCUGCGGGAGGCUUCCCAACGCCAACCCCAGGCGGACCUCCGUUGUCGUAUCCAGGCGGGCCUCCCCCCAUCGGUGGUGGCCCGCCCCCAGCAGGCGGCAGGCUUGGCCCCGAUCAUGUGAGUGAUGACACAUUUCACACCACCACUCCCAAAGACUCAGUCUCCCGAAAUGCGGCGCCGCCGAUUGCCACGCGUGAGGGUGCGUCGAUCUAA
Molecule: messenger RNA, 2502 nt
Organism: Verticillium nonalfalfae
Lineage: Eukaryota; Fungi; Ascomycota; Sordariomycetes; Glomerellales; Plectosphaerellaceae
Exons: 3
Coding region: 1-2502 (833 amino acids)
Source: RefSeq, a predicted model, not a curated record